Boleophthalmus pectinirostris (great blue-spotted mudskipper) is the source of this 2711-nucleotide messenger RNA. It is a transcript of the gene setd5, whose product is annotated as SET domain containing 5. The coding region runs from base 220 to 615 and encodes 131 amino acids. The record is from RefSeq and is a predicted model, not a curated record. Lineage: Eukaryota; Metazoa; Chordata; Actinopteri; Gobiiformes; Gobiidae. The transcript is spliced from 4 exons.
AUUUAACCUCAAUUGUAAUAUAGCCACAGUGAACUACAUAGCAAAUUGAGAUCAGCCUCACCUCAGUCACCUCCUACCCACAAUUUUACUCUGUUUGCAAAGUUUUUCUUCCACUUUUUUCCAAGGCAGAGGGCCAAGCAGUCACCCAUUAGUCUGGUGACAGGGAAGACACAUUACCAGACUAUAGCUGUAAGAAGUGAAUACAAGACAGUACAAAAUAUGGUGUCUUUGCUGGAGUACAGGAAAAGGAAGCAGAGCUGUGGUCGUGACUCCGAGUCCCUAAGUGCCACACACACGCCUCCUGGCAGCCAUUACAGCCAGGACACUCAUCACAGUCACCGGCUACAGCAUCGGGCCUCCCCUCACCCUUACCCAUCGUCUGCUCAGCCUUACUCCAGUCCACACACAGAGGCUGUCAGCCCCUCAGAACCACCCGCCCCAGCACCCUCUCGACACCAGGACAACCAGUGGAUGGUUCCGACUAGUGUUGAACGACUAAGGGAAGGGCAGGGGGUUCUAGAGCGAGUGCUGAGAAGCAUCAAGACGGAGCGCACCUACAAGCACGGUGAUGGUUCAACUGACAAAGAAUGUGUCUACAGAGAGCCAGCGGACUGACAGCCCGUCAUUCCCUCAGCAGACCCUCCCAGUCUCCAUUCCAAGGUUCCUUCAGUCCCUCGGCAGGCUCGCACUUGUGUCUGGGCCGCUCCAUGGGCCACCCUCUUGACCACUCUGUGACUUCCUCAACUCCCUCCUUCAAGCGCUCUACACCAGCAGACUGACACACAGCCGGCCACAGGAUCUGGGCUGGGUGCUGGGUGAAGCAUGCCCCAAACCACACACUCCCACCAGGGAUGAUCCAGUGUACAUGCUUGGGAUUACUGACACCAUGUGGAAGAGUGAGGAUGCGCACUAGAGUCAGAGGUGCUGUGAAAAAGUCACUAAAGAGCAGUGCAUUCAGGUUGUUUUGGGACUUUGAGGACAAUAGAUGUACAGACCAUCCAGGAACAAGGACUUGUGGAUUCAUUUUAGUUUUUUUCUUUGUUUCCUUUGCAUUGUGGGAUAUUGUUAUGAUACGUUGCCCAAAGAUCAUAGACACUUUAUGGAAAUGGACAACCCCCUGCUUUCUAAAGUGCCAGGCUCGCGUGAGGUUCACAAACAUCCAUAUACAGCAGUAUCAGAUGGGAUACGUGAGUGGGUCUUUUUUUAUGUUUGACAAAAGUCAAAUGUGUUCGUAAAUACAGCCCUCGAUCCAAAAAAAGGAAUGGAAAGUGCAGAUAAAUGAGUGCUGUUAAAGUCUAUUUUGGCUUGUAAUUCAUUAUAAGCAUCCAAAUAAACAUCUGUUUAUUGUAUUGGUUCAUUUUAUCUAAAAUAUUUGUAAGAUUCAACAAAAAUUAAGGGUUAUUACAGUUUAGACUCAUCAGCAAUAAUAUAAUAAGAACUGCUUCAGACUAGCCAACAUUCUAUCUGUUGCCUUGUACUGCAUCAGCCCACGGUGUAUGCCUUUUUAAAAUUUGGACUUGGACUUAAUUUGGAGAGCUCUGGGGUGUACAGACCCCAGCUUAUACCUAACCUCUUAACCCUUGCGGCGAACUGAAAGCGAAAGCUGAUAUGCAGCUAUGAAUGUAUAUUUUAAGUGUAUAGUACUUCAACUUGGUUUUACUGCACUGGGGUUAUUUGGUUUUCUAGUUAUAGUCGAAUCAUCCAUUAUUUUACAGCCCACUUUUCUCAUUACCAUUCCAUAUAAAGAUCUUCAGUAAACCCAUGUAUAGCCAUUGGUCAAUAAUCUCAUUUUUUAUCUUGACUUAGACCCCUUAGUUUUAAAAAAAAAAUUAAAUUACUGUAUGUCACUGACAUCUACCAUUGUAUUUGAUGCAGUACAUGCUCUUGGGGUUUAAGGUGCUGCAUUUUCCAGUGAAAUAAAAGCCAGUUCUGCAUUUAGAGCUGAUCUAGCCACUAUAUUAGUUGAAAUCUGUUUUUAUUUUGUUCAUAUUGAGCAGAGUUUCCUGUGAUUGUGUUUAGAGAAAUAACCAAAUAGGCAUUUUAUUCACAUGUUGGGUUUGAUCUGUUCAACAGUACUACUUCCCCCCAUUUCUGACCAAUCCUUGCAUUCCAUGUGAUACUGAGGGAUCUCUGAAGGAGUACUUGGAUAAUUGUUAAAAGUAUAUAACUACUGCUGCUAAGUUCUUUUGGAAGAGCUACUUCUCCUUGGAAGUAUGGUGUAUUUCUUUGUUGCAAUCCUUCUAAUUGAAGAGGCGGUUAUGCUAAUACAGUGGUGGGACCUUUAGCUGGGCUGAGCAGCUCUACUUCUGUUUUCCCCCUGCUACAACUUCAACACAAGGAAUGUUUGACCCAAACAAAGAAACUGUUUGUGGCUCAAAAUUACCAGCACCUUAAAACAAGAGAUUCAACCUUAAAACACAAAAGGACAUUAUGUAUGACUAUAUGACCUGUGUAUAGAAAGAUAUGUGAUAUAUAGACUUGUAUGAAGAUAUAGUACACAUGAUUUCUGUUUUCUGGUCUUUCUGACGAUUGGACGUUAAUCAUUGGGUCUGUUCAUUGGUUCCUCUCAGAUGCUGCAUUCUUUUUGUACAUUUCUGUUGGUUUUGUUAAUUUUCUCACAGAUCAUAGUAGUAACUAAUUCAAUUGUUGCCCUCCAAAAGAUUUAAGAAGAGUUGUAUUGCAUUUUGAUAAUAAAAUAAUCAUGAUGAUGA